Messenger RNA from Papilio polytes (common Mormon), 3304 nucleotides. Its product is annotated as longitudinals lacking protein, isoforms H/M/V-like. Gene Ontology annotation, molecular function: protein binding. Lineage: Eukaryota; Metazoa; Arthropoda; Insecta; Lepidoptera; Papilionidae. Gene Ontology annotation, cellular component: nucleus. The transcript is spliced from 6 exons. Gene Ontology annotation, biological process: regulation of transcription by RNA polymerase II. The record is from RefSeq and is a predicted model, not a curated record. Bases 161 to 1558 code for a protein of 465 amino acids.
AGACUGUGUCAUUGGAGGUCAUGCACUUUAUUUUUGUUCGCACGGAUUCUGUUUUUAGUUGUGUUUCUUUAAUAAUCAGUACUACUGUUAAAAUCUAAUGCUAAGUAAUAUGUAUAGUUAUGUGUUGUAAUAAACCGACGUUCCAAGGAAAAACGUAGUGAUGGCAGAUCAAUUCUGUUUACGUUGGAACAACUUUCAAACAAAUAUAGUGAGUGCCUUAGAUUCUUUAAAGUGUUCCGAAGAUUUGGUCGAUGUCACGCUAACAUGUGAAGGUAGAAACAUCAAGGCCCACAAAGUGAUACUCUCCGCGUGCAGCCCGUACUUUAGGAAUGUGUUCAAGGAAAAUCCAUGUCAACAUCCUGUGAUUAUUUUGAAGGAUGUUUUAGCUGAUGAUAUUGUCAGCUUAUUGUCUUAUAUGUAUCAAGGAGAGGUGUUUAUUGAAGAGAGUAAACUGUCGUCGUUUUUGCAUACUGCAGCCUUAUUACAAGUUAAGGGGUUAACAGGUGUUGCACACCAGAAUGAAAACUUUUCAUCGCCAAGGACCACAACAAAACUGUACACACAGUUGACCAUAUCUUCUAAGUCCAACCUUGGUACUAAUGUUACCAAGGAAUCAAAAGUCCCGGCUUUAAAGAAAAGGCGUUGCAGUACAUCUGAUAAACCUAAUGAUAUAGUAAAUGUUGAGACAAAUAAGAAGUCUAGGAUACGGGAACCAUGUGAUGUAUUCAAUAAUCAUAGUGAUUCACAAACAAUCAAAGUCGACAAUCCUGUAUUUGGGGUGGAAAAUCAUGUGGAUAAAAAAAAUGAAAGCAAAGAAAAUCAAAUGGUUACUGCCAAUGGUAAAAGCUCAACGGCGACACAGGGAAAUGCUCAAGAAGAUGUGCCAGUAUCAGUCAAAACAGAAUGGAUCGAUGAAAAUACUUCAACUUCUGGUGCUCCGCUAGUAAACUCUGAAAAUGAUGAUAGUCUUCCUGAUUAUGAGAACAGCAUGCUUGCGAGAUCCUUACUCUCAGGUAUAAACCCAUCAAAAAGUGAUGCCACACUUAACAAUCCAACAGCUAAAAAGGUUCCAUCAGUUAUUGAAAUGCAUUGUAAUAGGCAUAAAGAAAUAAAUACGGAUUCUCCUACUUUCCCCAACACCAUAUCAAAAAGUCCAAUGAAAAGUUCAACAGAAGAUACUUUAGUGAAAACAGAAAAGCAUUCACCACACUCGGAAAUGGAAUAUGAGCCUGAAGUGUUACUUUCUGAACAUCAAGGUGGUACGGACAGCGAGAACACAUAUACACAAGAGCAAUCACAAGCCUUACUUCUAUUAGCAGGUAUGUCUGGUGCACCAGUAUUAGGUUCAGUUGCAUCAACAUCUAAUCAUGCAGCCAUCUGCGGGGACUGUCCUCACUGCGGUAUGAAAUAUUCCAACCAAUCUGCAUUAAAAUAUCAUGUACGAUUAAUGCAUUCAGAUCUGACUAAUAGGUUAUGUUGCUAUCUUUGCCCGCGGUCGUUCACAAUGAGAGAAACAUUUAAAGAGCAUAUGUGGACAAGCCAUGGACAGAGGAAUUAAGUAUGAAAAUGAGUGCCUUCCUUUGGUUUUUUUGUAAAAUUUUAUAUAGAUAUAUGAACUGUUUGUGCCUUUCCCAGUCUUGAUACAUAUUGCUAUAUUUAGUGAAUGUCACAAUUAUUACGUGUAAUAAGGGUUUAAUUGGAGUGUAAGCCACAUUCAAUCAUGCAUGAUAAAUUUAUGGCUUGUAAUUCCACUUUGGUCAUCUAAAACAUAAUGAUGGUGAAAUAUUUAAUACUUUAUUGUUAAAUUACAAUGGCCCGGUGACAUUUAAAAAAGAUGUUAAAUCAGCCAGGUUCAAUUGCAAUUGACCAGUGUCCAAAAAAAAAAAUUAAAAACACUACAGAUGCUCAGAUCUAAGAGGUGUCCUAUUUCAGUGCCUCGAUUGAUAUCAUCAGGUACCAGUCAUUUGUCAAUCACACUGGAUUCCGUCUAUCUAGUUAGUUGCUAUUUAAGAUUUAAAUCUUUUUUUUUAUACUUUCAAUUAUCUUCAAGCUUGACAUUGGCAAAAUAAUUGAAAUAAUGAUGGGGUCCACUAUUCAUUAAAAGAAGAAGAGUUUGCAUAGUUUUAACUUAACAGAUUGAAUCUUUAGUUUAAACUUUCAGACCUGAGUGUCUGAAGUUACUUUUAGAUGUAUUCCAAAUUCCCUUAAAGGGGUGUGCCUUUGGGUUUUCAGUUUAUUUAUUGUCAUAGUAUUAUAUGAUACUACGAUACCUUUAAGUCACUUAACCAACUGCGAUCUCUUGACAUAAAUUGGAUGAUAAGGGAGAUAAAAAUUAUUGAAAAAUGCAGUAUGUGCCUGUAGGUGCUUAUGCUAGUGUGGUGCUAUUCAAAAAAAUGAAAGCACUAUUCUUGUAAAAUGUAAUUCGUAGGUUUUACAAAUUUUAAUGAGAUUUUUUCCAAAUCAUGUACUAUCAUGUGUAACCUGUGGUGGGUUGAAUAUAUAAGAAUUUAUAAUAUUUAUAAAACUUAAUUAUUUAUCAAUGAUAAAAGUUAGUGCGCACAGAAAAAGUAAAAUGGUAUUGUAUACAGUUGUUUAUAAUCUGUGCAUUGAGAAUAUAAUUUAGAUCUGUGUAUAAAAAAUCUACAUCAAUUUUAAUGUAGUUCCAGAAGUUCUGGAUUGGUGUGAUUGGAACCAUUCAGGUUAAUUAAAUCAGGAAAUGAUUGAGAUGCAAAAGACUCACAGCCUUACAAAUACACUGAGUAUAAGCAAAAUUUGUACUAUUAUUUGCUUAUACUCAGUUUAUUCCUAAAUUUAACUUUACAAGGCGUUUUUUGUAAGGCUGUAGAUCUUUGACCAUAUUUAAGAUUGUUUUCUUAUGAAUGAAUUGAAUAUUCUUUAAUAAGAUAGUUAUUGUGUGACCAAAUAACAAAUUUUAUUUCAAGUUGUUUUGUUACCAUACCGUUACCUUAAAAUCAACUAUUCUUUAUUCAAAAUAUAAUUAUCGUGUAGUGUAAUAUAUUUAUUAAGUAACCAUUUUGUUAAAAUAAUAGUAAAGAUAUAUCUUGGUCAGUUUUGUUACACCCUGUUACUAUUUCGUAUAUGUUUUUAGACAUUUUAUUUCGAAGAUCGGUAUUGGUAUAAUGUAUACAUAUAUUUUAAACUAACUCCAAUAUCGGGAUAUAGUAAAAACCUUUUGCAGUUUGUUUAUGAUUCACUUUUGACAUAGAAGUGUAGUGCUUACGAAGCAUUUGCAAUGAUGCAAGUUAUGUUUACAAUUUCACUCGUAGUAUGUAUCGCAUUAAAU